AUGAGCGACAAAGGAGCCCCAGGAGCCCCUCCUCCCAACAACCUCAAAGUAUUGGUUUUUCACCAUGAAAAUCCUUGUUUUUCAGAUGCCGAUGAAUGUUUUGCAUGCCCUGGAUAUCAGUAUCCAAACAAUGACAAGGAUGGAUGUCUCCCAAAAGAAAUCACGUUCUUGUCUUUUAAAGAGCCUCUGGGCAUCGUGUUAGCCGUGUUGGCACUCACAUUUUCUCUCAUCACAGUUUUCAUUCUUGGCAUCUUCAUAAAGUACAGGGACACUCCCAUUGUCAAAGCAAACAAUAAGAACCUCACCUACAUUCUCCUGGCUUCCCUCCUGCUUUCCUUCCUUUGUGCUCUGCUAUUCAUUGGCCAACCUAGAAAGGCGACAUGCCUCCUUCAACAAACUGCUUUCGGCGUGAUUUUCUCAGUGGCACUUUCUUCCAUUUUGGCCAAAACCAUCACUGUCAUUCUGGCUUUCGUAGCCACCAAGCCAGGGUCCAGGAUAAGGCAAUGGAUGGGGAAGAGAUUAACAUAUUCCAUUGUUCUUUCUUGCUCUCUUACCCAAGUUGUUAUUAACAUGGCCUGGCUGGCAACCUCUCCUCCGUUCCCAGACCUUGACAUGUACUCAGUGAGUCAAAAAAUUGUACUCAAAUGCAAUGAAGAUUCAGGCGCUAUGCUUUAUUCUCUUUUGGGUUUCCAGGGUUUCCUAGCUCUUGUCAGCCUCACUUUGGCUUUCUUAGCCAGGAAGUUGCCUGACAGUUUUAAUGAGGCCAAGUUUAUCACCUUCAGCAUGUUGGUCUUUUGCAGUGUUUGGCUGUGCUUCAUUCCAACAUACCUGAGCACGAAGGGCAAAAAUAUGGUGGCCGUGGAGAUUUUCUCUAUUUUGGCUUCUAGCUUUGGUUUAUUGGGCUGUAUUUUUUCACCAAAAUGCAAUAUUAUUUUGCUGAAGCCUGAGUUGAACAGCAAGGAGCAACUAACAAAAAGAAGGAAUUAAAGAAUGUGCCUUU
Molecule: messenger RNA, 1000 nt
Organism: Anolis carolinensis (green anole)
Lineage: Eukaryota; Metazoa; Chordata; Lepidosauria; Squamata; Anolidae
Product: vomeronasal type-2 receptor 26-like
Exons: 2
Coding region: 1-987 (328 amino acids)
Biological process (GO): G protein-coupled receptor signaling pathway
Cellular component (GO): plasma membrane
Molecular function (GO): G protein-coupled receptor activity
Source: RefSeq, a predicted model, not a curated record